Messenger RNA from Argentina anserina (silverweed cinquefoil), 1684 nucleotides. Its product is annotated as heat stress transcription factor B-4. The transcript is spliced from 2 exons. Gene Ontology annotation, cellular component: nucleus. The record is from RefSeq and is a predicted model, not a curated record. Gene Ontology annotation, molecular function: DNA-binding transcription factor activity; RNA polymerase II cis-regulatory region sequence-specific DNA binding. Lineage: Eukaryota; Viridiplantae; Streptophyta; Magnoliopsida; Rosales; Rosaceae. The coding region runs from base 212 to 1399 and encodes 395 amino acids. Gene Ontology annotation, biological process: regulation of transcription by RNA polymerase II.
UCUCUACCAUAAACCAAGAAGAGUUCGAUCAUUUCCAAAUUUUUAAAACCCCCAAAACCCAACCAGAAAAACAAAAACAAAUACCACAGUACCACCACGACUCUCCUUUUUUCUCCAUUUUUAUCCCUCCAUUCCACCCAGUCUCUCUCUCUCUCUCUCUCUCUCUUCUUAAAACCCUCUUCCUUCAUUUCUCUCCGGAGAUCUGCUUCUCAUGGCUUUGAUGAUUGACAAUUGCGGCGAGGGCAUUCUCCUCUCUCUCGACUCCCAUAAAUCUGUCCCUGCUCCAUUCCUCACCAAAACCUAUCAGCUCGUCGACGAUCCCGCCACCGACCACAUCGUUUCUUGGGGCGAGGACGACACCACCUUCGUCGUCUGGCGUCCGCCGGAGUUCGCCCGCGACCUGCUUCCCAACUACUUCAAGCACAACAACUUCUCCAGCUUCGUCCGCCAGCUCAAUACCUAUGGUUUCAGGAAGAUCGUGCCGGACAGGUGGGAGUUCGCCAACGAGUUCUUCAAGAAAGGCGAGAAGCAUUUGCUAUGUGAGAUCCACAGGCGCAAGACGGCUCAGCCAACUCAGCUCCCCAUCAACCACCACCACCAUCAGUAUCCGCAUUCGCCACUCGGCAGCCACCACGUGGCCACCGGCCCCGGCUUCUUUCCUUUCCCGCAGAGCCGUGGCAGCAACUCUCCCACCGACUCCGACGACCACUUUCUCAACUGGUGUGACUCGCCGCCGCCACUCGUGUCGUCCCCACCUUCUGGCGGUGUUGGUGGUCCCCUCAACAGCGGCUACUGCAACAUGGCAACGACGACAGUGACAGCUCUGUCGGAGGAUAACGAGAGGCUGAGGCGGAGCAACACCAUGCUUAUGUCGGAGCUCAAUCACAUGAGGAAGCUUUACAACGAUAUCAUCUACUUCGUUCAGAACCAUGUUAAGCCUGUCACUCCAAGCAAUUCUUACCCAGGUUCUCUACUUCUCUGCAGUCCAACACAAAACUCAUCACUCAAUCCCAACUCUUCCGCGGCCAUACACAAGCCUCUGAACCAGGUUGUUGGGUACUACCCCGGAAACCCUAAACAAACCCAACCACAUCACCACCCCAUGGCACAUGUGAUGAUGAACAACAACAGCAACACCGUUUCUUCUCCGAACACCAUCACCACGUCGAAGAGUACUGGCUCGGUGAGGAUAAUCGAAGACAGGCCAGGUAACAUUAGCAACAACAAUGGGUGCAAGACAAAGCUAUUUGGAGUUCCACUGCUGCAUUCGAAGAAGAGACUGCACCCGGAGUACAACAACGGCUCGAACCACAUGGCCAUGGAAGCAAGUAAGGCGCGCUUGAUUUUGGAAAAGGAUCAUGAUUUAGGUCUUCACCUAAUGCCCCCAUCCACAUGUUAGUCAGCUAUUUAAAAUUAGAAAGGUUCAAAGGUCUCGUCUUUUUCUCCAAAACCCAUCAAUCAAAAUUAAACUACUUAGCUUUAAAGGUUUCAUCUUUUUGGUCCUAGUUUAAAUUUUGUUUGCUUGUAUUUCUGGGUCUGAUCAUGAGAUAUGUGUGGGUGUUUGUGAUGAGUGUUGUCGUCUGUAUAUAUAUGACUUUUAGUGCAGGUUGUUUCCCACCGCCAUGAAUGCAGGUGUGGGUUUUGGGUUGAGUGAUCGAUGAAAUAUUAUCAAGAUGUUAUCUUC